AUAUAUAUGUAUAGUAGUGAUACCAAUUCCACUAGCUACUUCAUUCAUUCCUGAAGCAGAAGAAUAUAAUAUAUAUCAUCAUCAGUGUGAAUUAUUAAUUAAGGAGAUGGAGUUGUUAGCAAAGAUAUCAUUAUUAAUAGGUGUGGUUAUGGUUGCUUCGAUGAUUAUGAGUAAGGGUUGUGAAGGGCAAUUAGUGGAGAAUUUCUACAGUUCAAGUUGUCCAAACGUGGAAUCCAUAGUUAGAGAGGCAGUGACCAAUAAAUUUACUCAGACUCUCACAACUGGACAAGCAACCCUCCGUCUAUUUCUCCAUGACUGCUUUGUUCAGGGUUGCGAUGCAUCUGUGAUGAUAUCGUCGGCAAAUGGGGAUGCAGAGAAGGAUCACUCAGAAAAUCUUUCACUUCCAGGAGAUGGAUUCGACACUGUCAUCAAAGCAAAGCAAGCUGUUGAAGCUUCAUGCCCUGCUGUCGUCUCAUGCGCUGACAUUUUGGCCCUUGCUACCAGAGAUGUUAUUUCCUUCCUAGGGGGACCAUCAUUCAACGUAGAACUUGGACGCAAAGAUGGGCUUAUUUCGAAAUCAUCAAACGUUGAAGGAAACCUUCCAAAAUCAAGUUUCAAUUUAAAGCAGCUAAACACAAUGUUCUCAAAUCACAACUUGACCCAAACCGACAUGAUAGCACUCUCAGGAGCACACACCAUAGGCUUCUCACAUUGCAACGAGUUCUCUAACCGUUUAUAUUCAUUCUCUGCGUCCUCACCGCUGGACCCUACUCUCGACUCCAACUACGCCGAACAGUUAAAGACACAGUGCCCUCAAAACCCUGAUCCACAGGUUGUGGUUGCUCUUGAUCCCGAUUCCUCCUCCAGUUUCGACAACAAGUAUUACCGGAACUUGGUGGCCGGAAAAGGGUUGUUGAGAUCGGAUCAGGUUUUGUACACGGACCCUGCGUCGCGGUCCACGGUGGCUGAGUUUGCCAAUAAUGCUGAUGCUUUUAAUGAAGCGUUUGUUGCCGCCAUGAGGAAGCUUGGAAGGGUGGGGGUGAAGAUUGGUAAGGAAGGAGAGGUUAGAAGAGACUGCACUAAAUUCAAUUAAUGAUUUGUCACCAGUUAGUGAAAAAAGAAAUUUGUAAGUGGGAAUUCCCUUAUGAAAGAUUGAUUUUUCGAUCGUCAUGUGUUUUGG
Molecule: messenger RNA, 1180 nt
Organism: Arachis ipaensis
Lineage: Eukaryota; Viridiplantae; Streptophyta; Magnoliopsida; Fabales; Fabaceae
Product: peroxidase 55
Biological process (GO): hydrogen peroxide catabolic process; response to oxidative stress
Molecular function (GO): heme binding; peroxidase activity
Source: RefSeq, a predicted model, not a curated record